Molecule: messenger RNA, 744 nt
Organism: Aspergillus novofumigatus IBT 16806
Lineage: Eukaryota; Fungi; Ascomycota; Eurotiomycetes; Eurotiales; Aspergillaceae
Product: Ish1 domain-containing protein
Exons: 5
Coding region: 92-364 (90 amino acids)
Source: RefSeq, a predicted model, not a curated record
GACAGAAGAUAAUAUCGAAUAUCAACUCGAAUAUCAACAACCGACAUCUCGCAGACGUGUUCUCCGCGCGAAAAAGCCUGUAUUUGGAAAAAUGCCCACAGCCUUAGACCGAGCAAUGAGUUCCAAGAAUCUUGUCCUGGGUUUCGCCGGGAUGGUCACAGCUGCCGCAGCGUGGGCAAUCUGGGGAAGCGACAUGUUCCCGUCCGAGCCAGACCCAACUGGAGAUCCUGAAUACUGGACUGCCGACGAGAUGCGGAGAUGGCUCCGCAAUAGAGCUCUCCUGCCCACUGAACAGGCCACACGCGACGAAUUACUCGAGCGUGUCAAAGCGAAUCUGCGCGUACCGCCGAGAUCAACCACCUGAGUUUUAUGAGACACACGAAUGUCGUGUUUGAAUCAGUUUCUGUAUUUUCAUGGCGUUCUCUUUGUACUCAUUUCGUUAUUCAAACCAGCAGAGAUACCUAGUGCGCGCGCCGUCUAUGGAUGAAUAAGCGAUGAUCGUGUUAUGAGCGACCUGUCGAAAAAGUUGAUAUGUUGGACGUAAGCACAUUGCCUCUUCGGAGUAUGCAUUAAUCAAACGACAAGUCGAAAGUUUUGUGUUUGAAUAAGCCAUUCUCUGCGGCGUUUUCCUUUGGGGGCAUCCGCUGUAGGAUUCGGUACCAGAAUGAAGGUUUCACUGAAGCCACGCUGCGGUAGAUCUCUGGACUCCCCAAAUCGUACAUAGCCGCUUACUACCACCAAUAU